UUGCCAAGGAGGAAGAAAAAGCGGAAGCGGACGGUGUUUGUUUUGUUUGGCACUUCGCAGACAAAAUGGGGACACUGUCCUGUUUCUUCGGUACUUUGGGUCUGUUUCUCCCGCUGGCGAGCGUAUGGGCGUCCACGGACGUGUUCGACAGCGUGUUGGGAAGCACGGCGUCCUGCCAUCGGUCGUGCGAGAUGACAUACACUUUACAUACGUACCCGCGGGAGGAGGAACUCUAUGCUUGUCAGCGAGGCUGCCGACUCUUCUCCAUUUGCCAGUUUGUUCGUGACAGCAAAGAUUUGAAUCGCACUAAAUCCGACUGUGAAUCAACCUGCCACGAAGCCUACACACAAGCUAAUGAACAGUAUGCAUGCAAUCUGGGCUGCCAGAGCCAGCUUCCUUUUGCUGAGCAACGCUAUGAACAGCUGGAAGCCAUGGUGCCGAGGAUUCACCUGCUGUACCCACUGACAUUGGUGAGAGGCUUUUGGGACGACGUAAUGAGUCAGGCGCACAGUUUCAUCACCUCCACGUGGACGUUCUACCUCCAGGCGGAUGACGGCAAAGUGGUCAUUUUCCAGACUGAGCCUCAAAUCAAGUUCUUCCAGUUUGAAGUGGAGAAAGAAGAAGAGCAAGGACCAGAGAAGACAUUAUCGGUGUUAAGCAGCCCCGUCUACAAAGACUACCAGCGCACUGUCAUCCAGGAGAGGGAUCGGGACAUGAGUGCCGAUCGCAGCUACGACGACUCCAACCUCUUCAGCUGCCUCUCAAGGAACCCUUGGUUGCCGGGCUGGAUUCUCACUACCACUCUGGUCCUGUCGGUGCUGGUCCUCAUCUGGAUCUGCUGUGCCACCAUGGCAACCGCUGCGGACCAGCAUGUGCCAGCUGAGAAAUUGAGCAUUUACGGUGAUGGGGAGUUCAUCACGGAGCAGAAACUGAUUCCUUACCUGCCGUCCUCCCUGCUCAUUAUCACUGCCAAAGGGCUGGAAGCAGAAGAGGAGGGGGCGGGGCCUCUCCCUCCCAAGGUGAACCUCGGUCAAUCCGACAUCUAAAAGCUUUUUUGUUUUCCAUCAUGACUUGAUUCCUAUGACAAGUUCUUGUGAGUUAGAUUUAUAUAUAUAUAUAUAAAAGAAACUACUUGCAAAACAUUUUCUAUGAUUGAGUUUGAUGCUUUUUAAAUUAAGAGCGGGGAACAAUAGAGGCAUUGCGGUUCUACAGUAUAAUGUCAGUUAUAGUUUUACAGGUGCUUUUUCCCUUUCCUAAUUGUGUGAUACUUUAUUUUAUUGGUGAGUUGAUAAUGCAGACACUUUUUGGUAUGAUGCAAUGUGGUAACAGUUUCCGGUUUGCUGUCAUGCACCUGUGAUCUGUAGAUGACAUCAUAUUUAACAAUAAAAUGCUUUUAAUUCAA
Messenger RNA from Dunckerocampus dactyliophorus (ringed pipefish), 1402 nucleotides. RefSeq names its product transmembrane protein 59 (gene tmem59). The transcript is spliced from 8 exons. Gene Ontology annotation, biological process: positive regulation of autophagy. Bases 66 to 1046 code for a protein of 326 amino acids. Lineage: Eukaryota; Metazoa; Chordata; Actinopteri; Syngnathiformes; Syngnathidae. The record is from RefSeq and is a predicted model, not a curated record. Gene Ontology annotation, cellular component: lysosome; late endosome.